UGCUCGGGCGGCCCAGGCCGUGGAAGCAGAGCGGGAGGCGCGGGAUGGCGGCGGCCGCGGGCGAGGCGCGCCGGGUGCUGGUGUACGGCGGCAGGGGCGCGCUGGGCUGCCGCUGCGUGCAGGCCUUCCGCGCCCGCAGCUGGUGGGUCGCGAGCAUCGACGUGGCAGAGAAUGAAGAGGCCAGUGCCAACAUCGUGGUUAAAAUGACAGAUUCGUUUACGGAGCAGGCUGACCAGGUGACUGCUGAGGUCGGAAAGCUCUUGGGUGCAGAGAAGGUGGACGCGAUCCUUUGUGUGGCUGGAGGAUGGGCUGGGGGCAAUGCCAAGUCCAAGUCUCUCUUUAAAAACUGUGACUUGAUGUGGAAGCAGAGCGUGUGGACGUCGACCAUCUCCAGCCACCUGGCUACCAAGCACCUCAAGGAGGGAGGCCUGCUGACCUUGGCGGGGGCCAAGGCCGCCCUGGAUGGGACUCCUGGGAUGAUUGGCUACGGCAUGGCCAAGGGCGCGGUUCACCAGCUCUGCCAGAGCCUGGCCGGGAAGAACAGCGGCAUGCCCCCCGGGUCUGCUGCCGUCGCCCUGCUCCCGGUUACCCUGGACACGCCGAUGAACAGGACGUCAAUGCCCGAGGCCGACUUCAGCUCCUGGACGCCCCUAGAGUUCCUGGUGGAAACCUUCCAUGACUGGAUCACAGAGAAAAACCGACCAAGCUCAGGAAGCCUAAUCCAGGUGGUGACCACGGAGGGAAAGACGGAGCUUACCCCAGCGUAUUUUUAAGCUACGUUUCAUCGUCUGUGAGGGGCCUGUCAGAAAUCUCUUAGCAUGGCUGUGUCCGGCCCUGUGUUUUCUGUAAUCCUGUUCGUGGUACGAGAUAGUGCGUGCUAUCUCUCGUAUUUUCUCUCGUCUAAUGUGCAUUUGUUCUCUUAACACAGUGUAAAACGUUUAUGUGACAUAGAAACACGUGAGGCCCACAGGCAGCGCCGGCGGUCUGUGUUAACCACGGAAUGUAGGAGGUCCCGGGGCCGCCCCCGCUGCGUCAGCGUCACGUUGAGUUGCUUUUGAGACCCUGUUUCUGUGUCCCUGACAGUGGCUGUUGACCCGACUAGUGCAGAGAUGUGUUGGGAUCAGGGACGUUUGGAGCCUGAGUUGUUUUUGAAUGUUCUGUUUAUGUCACAGACGUAGUGGUUGUAGCCUCGAAUUAAACUGCCUUAAGACUCCCUCUGUGGUGUAAGCAAAAUCCUGUGGACUCUGUGAAGGUAUCUUUCUCCUGUGUGUUUGCCAAGUACACAAGAGAACUACUCGUGCUUGUUUGGAGUUUAUCGUUUUUCUUCCUAAUAAAUGCACUUCACUUA
This is a messenger RNA of Hippopotamus amphibius kiboko, 1348 nucleotides long. It is a transcript of the gene QDPR, whose product is annotated as quinoid dihydropteridine reductase. Gene Ontology annotation, molecular function: NADH binding; 6,7-dihydropteridine reductase activity; NADPH binding. Gene Ontology annotation, biological process: L-phenylalanine catabolic process; tetrahydrobiopterin biosynthetic process. Gene Ontology annotation, cellular component: cytoplasm. The coding region runs from base 45 to 773 and encodes 242 amino acids. The record is from RefSeq and is a predicted model, not a curated record. Lineage: Eukaryota; Metazoa; Chordata; Mammalia; Artiodactyla; Hippopotamidae. The transcript is spliced from 7 exons.